ACCCAGAGACGGAGACCCCUCCCAUUCCCAUUCCCAUUCCCCUUCUAAACCCCUCCUCCUCCCCUCCGUCGUCGUCUGCUACUUCUUCCAGCACCUGUCCAUCCGUCCAUAUAUCGUUUGCUCCGCCGCUCCGCUUCCACGCACACCAACCGCCUGCUUUGCUCUUCGAUUCCCCCGAGGCCCAAUCGGCAAAGAAAACCCCUCUUCUUCUUCUUCUUCUUCUUGAGAAAGUGCGCGGCCAUGGCGAUCGACCACGAGUCCCCGUUCAAGGAGCUCCGCCUCAAGAACAGGAGGAUCAUGGGAGGCGGCGCCCCUGAGCCAGACGAAGACGAGACCGAGACGCAGGCGCAGGUGGCGGCGCACGGGGACGAACACCAGCAGCAGUGGCCGCGGUGGCUGCGCCCGCUGCUCUCGGCGCGCUUCUUCGCGCAAUGCAAGACGCACGUCGACUCGCACCGCAGCGGCGAGUGCAACAUGUUCUGCCUCGACUGCGCCGCGGGGGCCGCCGCCGGCGCCGCCGCGCUCUGCUCGCUCUGCCUCGCGCACGCGCACCGCGGCCACCAUACCAUCCAGAUCCGCCGCUCCUCCUACCACGACGUCAUCCGGGUCUCCGACAUCCAGCGCUUCAUGGACAUCGCGGGCGUGCAGACCUACGUCAUCAACAGCGCGCGCGUCGUCUUCCUCAACGAGCGGCCGCAGCAGAAGCAGACCGGCAAGUCUGCCGGCGGCGGGGGCGGCGGAGGGAGCGCCAACCUCUGCGAGGUCUGCAGCCGCAGCCUCCUCGACAACUUCCGCUUCUGCUCCCUCGGCUGCAAGAUCGCUGGCUGCUCCUCCGACGCCGGCGGCGCCAAGGCGCGGACCAACAGGCUCGGCCGCACCAAGGGCUCCUCCGAAUCGGAGGCGGCAUCCUCCUCCUCUUCCCUGCGCAAUGCCGCCAACCACAGCUUCACGCCGUCCACCCCGCCCCCGCCGCCUCCUCCCGCGGCCAAGCGCCGCAAGGGCAUCCCGCACCGGGCACCCUUCGGCAACCUCAUCGUCGACUACUAGCUAGCCACCUGCAGCCAUUGGCAAUCCACAUGCCCAGUUGCAGCAACGGAGUGAAUGGAAUGACAAUGCGGCCACCACUUCGGUGGCCGCCAUUGCCUUUGGUGGUGCUUCUCGAUGUGGAUUCCACCAUUAGCUAGCUAGCCUUUCAGUCAGGAACAAAGCAAAGCAGGCAGGCAGCAAAGGUUGGAUGCAUGGACACACAACUGAGAAAGUACCACCACCCUUUUCUUACUGCUUAAUCAUCAUCACCACCAUCACUAGGACAGAAAGAAAUAUUGUUACAUUACAGAGAGAUUACUGUAUAUGAUUAUGGUCCUGCUCUAUUACUUCUUCUAUACUAUUAGACUUCAGUUUUGUGAUGUUUUUAGGCAAUAAGCAAUGCAGCUGUAAGCUAGCUAGAGUAUCUGCAUUUGCCACUUGUUAAUCAAGUUUUGUGAUGAAUGGCUGUGGUUAAUCAGUAGUGCUUUCUUCACCUGUAAAUAUGGUUUGCUAGAAGAGGAUGACUGCUUGUUGAUUAA
Messenger RNA from Lolium perenne, 1565 nucleotides. RefSeq lists its product as uncharacterized. The record is from RefSeq and is a predicted model, not a curated record. NCBI's taxonomy places the organism in Eukaryota, Viridiplantae, Streptophyta, Magnoliopsida, Poales, Poaceae.